GGACAGUGUGCAAACUGUCACACAGUCACUUAUAGUUAUAGUGGCACACCGACUUUCAAAUGAGCCAUUGCAAGACAAUGUACAGGAAGACUGCUGUAAGGUCACAUCCAAUGAUUCACACCAGAAUCAUUCUCAAUAAUUUCAGCAUCUUAAACAGAACCCAUCCAGAUCACUGUGACGCUCGCACACUGGCUGAUAGAGAGCUGCCAUGCUGAGACGAGGCAGAAACGGCCGGGCUCGGCCUUGGGCCAGGAGCGAAACACGGCGAGAGACAGAUGCCAUGGCAAAGAUCCAGAUGAUGGACAGAGAGGACUGGGAAUACCAGAUCACGGCGGAGAUCAGUGACAUGGAGGCUAAAGUGGAUUACCAUGCUGUGAGUUCCCAGGCUGUCUCUGACGUGGUGGCCUUACCCGGCACAGCGGCGUCGAUAGGGGAGUCGUUCUGCCAGUGUCAGCCACAGGAAGAGCUAAGCCAGGGAAUGGCUGCCAUCAGUGACUGCCUCUGUGGGGAGGAGGAUCAGAGUUUUGACUGGGUAUGGGACGAGCACUUCAAGUCCUCCGGCGCCCUCCUCAGCGGUGACAACAGGAAAGUGAGCUUCCACUCCGACUACAGCUGUGGCACAGCUGCCAUCCGCGGCACCAAGGAGCUGACAGACGGCCAACACUACUGGGAAGUCAAGAUGACCUCUCCGGUGUAUGGAACCGAUAUGAUGGUGGGAAUUGGAACAAAAGAGGUCAACCUGGAGAAGUUCAAGUACAACUUUGGCAGCCUGCUGGGCCAUGAUGAAGACAGCUGGGGGCUCUCCUACACAGGUCUCCUCCAGCACAAAGGGGACAAAGUGAACCUCUCCUCUCAAUUUGGUCAGGGCUCCAUCAUUGGCGUGCACCUUGACACUUGGCAUGGUACCCUGACCUUCUACAAGAAUCGGCACUGCAUAGGUGUUGCUGCCACAAGGCUCCCAAACAAUAAGUUUUACCCGAUGGUGUGCUCCACAGCAGCUAAGAGCAGUAUGAAGUUGAUCCGUGCCUCUCAUACACCCACCUCCCUGCAGUACCUUUGCUGCGCCCGGCUCCACCAAAUGUUGCCCUGUUGCCCAGACAUACUCAGUGCGCUGGAGCUGCCCCCAGGUCUACGCACGCUCCUCCAAGUACAACUGGGCUGGGUCUUCACCCUCAGCAGCAGCCCUGAGGCCUCGGAGCAGCACAGGAACUUGCCUGAGGAAUUCCAUGAUGAGACGGGCCUGCCUUUGAGCCCCAGCCCCACCCCGAGACCGGUAUCGCCCCUGAGUGCCUGCACCUCCCGGACCCUCUGCACCAGUCCGUUCCCUGAAGCCGUAUCACACCAGUGCCCCUGUCAGACGUCCCAUCGAACUCAACCUUGCACUUGCCACUACCCUCCAACUCCUCCCAGCAGCGACUAUGAAAGCUGCUGUUCAGAACCGGAGGAUUACCAAUGCAAACGAUGCCGCUGGACAUGAGUUGAGGUCAAAACGUUCUUUCAGUUAUUAAAGCUAUAAAGCUAUUCUACUAUUGCCAUUAAUGUCUUCUGAAAUAGAUCAUGAAGAAAAGAGUGAUCUUAUCUUUUAGCCAAUAUUUGAGUUGACAUGAGCGAAUUGUUGGUUCUCUUUUAUAACUAGACAUUUUAUACCAUUUAAAUAACUUUGUCCAUGAAAUGGGAAAAGAGAGUGAGACUUUUGGUCAAGUUGACAUUUUAGAGUGACAUUGGGGUCAUUCAUUCGCAUUUUUAGCAAAUUUCUAUUUGGGGAUUCUGGGGGCACACACACACACACACACACACACACACACACACACACUUAUUGUUCUCAGGAAUGGACUCCAGGGGGAGCGGAGUUGCUUUUUGAUACCAUGAAAUAACUUUUGUUUUGCUUGUACUCUGUAACCAGCAACUUGGCUUGAAUGUCAACAGUGGUAAUGUUAUUGCUUACAAGAUAAUUUGCUACUGUGUUUUUACAGUUUAUGCUUUGUUUAUGACCUUUCUUACUCAGGCAAUUCUAUAAAAUAAAUGGAAAAAGGAAAA
Messenger RNA from Pleuronectes platessa (European plaice), 2037 nucleotides. Its product is annotated as SPRY domain-containing SOCS box protein 3. Gene Ontology annotation, molecular function: protein binding. Gene Ontology annotation, cellular component: SCF ubiquitin ligase complex. The transcript is spliced from 8 exons. The coding region runs from base 209 to 1477 and encodes 422 amino acids. Gene Ontology annotation, biological process: proteasome-mediated ubiquitin-dependent protein catabolic process. NCBI's taxonomy places the organism in Eukaryota, Metazoa, Chordata, Actinopteri, Pleuronectiformes, Pleuronectidae. The record is from RefSeq and is a predicted model, not a curated record.